GAUCACAAUGGCUUUCCAUGACCGUAAGUACCCGACCACCUCCCUUGGGCAACAGAGUCCUCUAUCAAGACAAACAUGCUGACGCUCCAUCGUCAUGGAUAAAGAGAACAAAUUCCUCUACGCUCUGAGCUCCAACCAAGCUUGGGCCGGAUACAAAUCACACCAAAACCCUGCCUUCUUCAAGAACCUUGCCUCAGGACAGUCACCUUCAAUCUUGUGGCUAGGAUGCUCUGAUUCUCGUGUCCCCGAGACAACAAUCCUGGGCCUUCAACCCGGCGACGUCUUUGUCCAUCGCAACAUCGCCAACAUCGUGGCCCCGACAGACAUCAACACAUCCGCCGUCAUCGAGUACGCCGUCGCUCACCUCAAGGUCAAGCACGUCGUGCUCUGCGGCCACUCGGCCUGCGGCGGCGCCAAAGCGGCGCUGGGCGACUCCCGCGUCGGAGGCGUCCUCGACACCUGGCUCACUCCCUUGAAGACCGUCCGCGCCCAAAAUGCAAAGGAGUUGGACGCCAUCAAGAACGAGGACCGCAAGGCCGUCCGCAUCGCUGAGAUGAACUUUGAGACCGGCGUCAACGUGCUCAUGGCCAACUUCACCGUCCAAGAGGCCAUCAAAGAGCGGGGUAUGACUGUUCACGGCUGUAUCUUUGACAUUGCCAGUGGCCGUAUCCGCGACCUUGGGUUCGGAACCAUGGGCCCCGGUGCCACUCGGAAUGGCAUUAUCAAGAACGGAAAGAACGGAGGUGGGGAAGAGGAGAUCGUCCGCGGUCAACAUGCCCAGCUCGUGUUUCGUGACAGCGGAGACGCCCACAUGCAGGUUCGUUGAAGGUGGGAAGGACGACAAUGCGAUGAUGGUGUAACACCAAUGGGCUCCGUCUAGGUACGGUGACCACUUGUCUCAAGUUAGCCAGUGAGGGGGCGAUGUUUGAUUUUCUUCUUUGGGUUCUCAUUCUUGUACUGAAAGUUAUGCGAGGCGCAGGAAACGGAAUGACAGGCAAAAUCAAGGCCACAAAGUCAUGCAAAGAUAUCAAGGGGCGUCAUAGGUUUUUUGAGUUCAUGUGAUAAUAAU
This is a messenger RNA of Colletotrichum godetiae, 1069 nucleotides long. Its product is annotated as carbonic anhydrase. The transcript has 2 exons. Gene Ontology annotation, molecular function: zinc ion binding; carbonate dehydratase activity. Gene Ontology annotation, biological process: cellular response to carbon dioxide; carbon utilization; cellular response to oxidative stress. The record is from RefSeq and is a predicted model, not a curated record. Gene Ontology annotation, cellular component: cytoplasm. The coding region runs from base 95 to 826 and encodes 243 amino acids. Lineage: Eukaryota; Fungi; Ascomycota; Sordariomycetes; Glomerellales; Glomerellaceae.